Molecule: messenger RNA, 5099 nt
Organism: Stegostoma tigrinum
Lineage: Eukaryota; Metazoa; Chordata; Chondrichthyes; Orectolobiformes; Stegostomatidae
Product: cingulin-like
Exons: 17
Coding region: 82-2259 (725 amino acids)
Source: RefSeq, a predicted model, not a curated record
GUUCAAACUCAGAGCAGCGUUGUACUGCGCAGGGGGUAGAGAGUUCACCAGCAAACUGUGUCUGUUUGGAACACCAUCCCCAUGCGCCUGCCCCCACAAGGAAACAUGGAACCUGAAGCCCUCGAACAAGGCUUAUUCAGGGGGACCGAACAACGUCGACAUAAUCUGCCGACUUCAAGGCCAACUUCGUGUUGUUCUCCAAAAUAUUCUCAAACCCGGCUGAAUAAAACAUUGGACACAGACAGUGGAAUUUUAAGUUCCUGCAGUAGCAGAUCAAGUUCUGAAAUUUACAGUAUGGGCAAAGGGACAUCUUCCAGUGCCAUUGGUGAGAAUAUCUGUGCUUCAGAUCGAUAUGGUAUUCAUUUGCAGAGGGAUCUGCAGUUAAGUUUUUUGGAGUCUGAAAGCAGGAGAUGUGCUCUUACUGACAGUCUUAAAACAGCUUGCUGUGCCUUAAAAAACCAGCGUGAACAGAUGAGUAAGAAGAAUAUGGAAGUGAUUAAUCAUGGCGCAAUAAUUGACAAGAUGAUCUUAAAACAAAAGCUUUUAGAAACUAAGGUGAAGUUACUUCACAAGGAGGAGGUGACACAGAAUGGACUUAAACUGGAUGAAGCUGAAAGAGAGAGAAAAUUCCAGGACAGGAUCUGGUGCUUAGAAGAGGAAAUUGAAAAUAUAAAUCUCAAACUGGAACAAAUGGCUCUGAAGAAAAGAACUACUACUUUGUCUCCGGUUUCCUGCUACCUGGGGGAUGGAAGCAAUGAGUCUGAAGAACAGCCACCAAACUGCCUGCAGAUCCUGAAUGGCUCAUUGAAUCACUAUCAAGAGAGAGACGGGAAUCCCCAGGAAGAGAAUGAAGGAGCAAAUCCGGGCAGUUAUGUCUAUGAAGGAGAUCUCCAAGAGCACCCAUCUUGCCUUGUCAGAGCUGAAACAGGAAAAGUAUCAAUCGAGACCCAAAUGGCAGACCUCCACUCUGAACUAUUCCAAACUAAAUGUGAGAGCUUUGGAUUGAAAAAGCAGUAUCUCGAGUCUGAAUCACAGCUAACUGCUAAUAGAAAUAUAAACGAAAGCCUUUUGUUGGAAAUAACGAGAUUGAAACAAAACUUGCAGGCUUCAGAACAACAAAUCCUGAAACUGCAGAGCGAAAAGGCAAUUUUAACUUCACGUCUGAAGACCCUGGAAAGUGAACGGCAACAGAUAUUCAAUCAAAAAGAACUUUUGCUGAAAACACUGAAAAGAUUGAAAUGUCACAAGCAUGAAGAUUCUUUGUUCCAAAUUAACUCUGAUGACAGGACAUCAUCAAUAAACCUUCAGGAAUGCCCCACAAAACUAUGUGCACAGUGUGAGUACCUUACAAAGGAGCUGAAGUUGGCCAAGAAGGAGGAUAAGGUGUCUAUUCACCAGGAGCAAUUGGAAGGUGGUAGGGAGUGUCUAACUGCUGGCAGGAAUGCUGUGCAGGCUGCAGAAACAGAGUCACAAAACACAGAGAUAGAAGAAAAAGACCAACAAUCAAAGAAGAUCAUUUCAAAGAUCAAUCAAGAUACACAAGAAAAUGCAAGAAUAUGGAAAGAGCGAAAGGAUUCAGUUGAAGGAUUACAACAGCAAAGUGCAGAUCUGACGAAAAACCACGAUAACAUAAACCUGCAAUUUGAAAACCUAUUGGAGGAAAUAGAAGGUUUUGUGAAACUCAGUCUAAAGCUGGAGAAUGAGAGAAAUCAAACAGUUUGCAAACUAAAAAUGCAGACAACAGAAGUAAAGAACCUUGAGAUGUCAAGUGAAUACAACAGAAAAUUACUGCUACAUCUUCUGAGGAAGAACAUUCAUCUCAGGCAUGACAACCAGUUAAAGGUCAACCAGCUCACAGUAUUGAUCAUUGAACUACGCCAUCUGAGGAACGCUUAUCAGGCACUCUGUCAAAGUGUGGACUAUCCUGAGGACAACUCAUCAGCUGAUUGGAUAAACAGGCUACAAAUAAUUAAGAACACAAUCGAAAAGUUUAAAACCCAGCAGAUGAAGCUGAAGCUCUUGGAAGAGGAGAACAAGCUGUUAGCACAAAAAUCAGGCUGUGAAUCAUUGCGAAACAUGGAAGCUAAAGUACGCGCAUUGCAGAAGGACAUUUUAAAGUUGACAGAUUUGGAUGCACAGACAGGACUGCAGCAGGAUCACCACAAAAUCCUUUUGACAGAUAACAAUGGGAAACAAUGGGAAGACUCCCAGGUUGUGAGAAACAGGCAAUGUUAUGGGAAAAGGGGAAGCAGAAGCUGAAGUGAACCUAAAAAGGCUUUAUCCAUUUUCUGCGCAGAAAAUGGCUACUGAAGAUGUGUAAUAAGCUAUCUCUCAAAUGCUACCUUUGCCAAUACUGUACUUUAAUUGUUAUCUCAUUCAAUUAUGCCAAGUUCAUAUAUUUUUCAAACUCAACACGAUAUUGUGAACAUUAAGGAGAGAUUGGUUAAUAUGCUGCCAUUUCUCUUUAGAUGGUUGAUCCAGCAAAAAAAAUCACAUUCUGCUAACUGUAAAGGAUUUGCAUGAAAUCAGUUAAAGUUUCUUAAUUAGUGGGUAAAAACACAACACAAAACCAAAGGAACUCUGUUCACAUUGAAUAAUCAUAGGCAAGGCUGUAGAAAUGUGAUUGGGGGCAAACAGUGAUCAGUGACAAUCAGUGACCUGGGAAUACGUCCCUGCCACCCACUACCCUCCUCCCCCAUGACCUGCUGGACAUUCAGAAUGGGGAAUGGGUGGUAGGUAUGAGUGUUGCCCAGGAUCAGUCAGGAUCCACGCUCUUAUAAGGUAGACUUCAAGACCUGUUGUUGGGAGAAUGGACAUCAGACAUAAGCAUUGGAGUAUUGGAUGAUGUCGGGUUUAUGGAGAAUGGGAGUGGCCAGUGAAGAAUAAUUGGAAUUGUCAAGUCUAAUGGUUUAAAAAAAGGCAGUGAUAAAAUUUUCAACAGCAGGGGCAGAGUUUGGCAGUGUUAUGGAGAUGGGAAUAGACCAUCAUUGUGAGGGUGCAGAUAUAUGUUUGGAAAUUUACCUCAGGGUCAAAAAUGUUACCCAGGUUCCAAUCAGUCUGGUGUACCUUAAUGCAGUGAAUUAGUGAAUUGUCAAAAAGUAUUUCCAAUGGAUAGUAAGUGAAUGAUAAGAGAUUAACAAUUUUACAUUGUCACAGGAGGAGAGGGAGAACAAAAUAAGCUUAUUUACAGAGAGAAAAAAAACCAUUGAAUGGAAUGUUUAAUCAAAAGUAAUGGUUCAGGCAGACUCCAUUUGGCAACUUUGAAUAGAAAAUCGGUUGGAUGUUUGAUUACGGACAGGGAAUGCUUUUGGAUUGCUGUAGUAAAGGGCCAUUGCAGACACAAUGGAUAAAGUAGCUAACAAUGUGUUGUGAUCCAUGGGUAAGGCAACCUUGGGUCUGAGUUCUAAAGAAAUAGUAAGACAUCCAGUCUGAGGGAAAAUGGAGAACAUUACAGAAAAACAUAGGAACAAACACUGCAAAAGCUGCUAUGAGGUUAAAAAGCUUUUAUCAAUUUACCAUUGUCAAAAUGAUGAUUGGAGUCAUACAGCUGUCAUUAAGAUGCAAUAUUUGCCAAUAGUGCUACAGUAACAUGAUGGUUCAGCAGUUAGCACUGCGCCUCACAGUGCCAGGGACAUAGGUUUGAUUCUAGCCUUGGGUGACUGCCUAUGUGGAGUUUGCAUAUUCUCCCCAUGUCUGUGUGAGUUUUGUCAGGUCCUCUGGAUUCAUCUCACAGUCCAAACAUGUGCAGUUUAAGUGGAUUGUCUGUAGUACCCAGGGAUGCGCAGACUAUUUGGAUCAAUCAUUGUAAAUGUAGGAUUACGAGGACAGGGUUGGGCAGGAUUGAGUUCAGGUGGGAUGCUUCACAGAGGGUUGGUGCAGACUCAGUGGGCUGAAUGGCCUCUUUCCACACUGUGGGGAUUCCACGACUUCUCCAGUUUAGACUUGAAAUUUUUGUUUUGGGGAAUCUUAAUCUUACUCCCUUAACCCUGGGUCAGGGAGGUGCAUUGUCAGAACGAUAAUACUGCCCAGCAAAGACGAACUAACAUAGCCCAAACUGGUGAUUGAAAAUAACACCUUGCCAAUCAGCUAAGUUUUUUAUUGGGCAAUGAUAUUGAUAGAUGCAGAACAUUCGAAGCGAAUAGAAGGAUACAUAAGCAAUAAUGAUUGAGAAAGCUCUCACCAUUAUUAAAAUCAGUGCCAGUGACUUGGAUAUGCAAAGGCAGUGAAGCCAUUCUUGGAUCUCCUCUGAGAUUGCUAUAGAGAUGAUCAUUUUUAUAAAGCUGCAACCAACUGAUUCAGUUCCGUUCUCUGAAUGGAAGCGCCUGACGCUCUAAUACAACCUUUGUGAACUUUUGUGCAUUCAUGCUUCGCACUGUAAAGCUCUGUCACAUCUCGGUCCACUCAUUAUUAUUGUACCAUUAUUGUAACUAUAACUGGAAGAAGUCUAACAACACUCAGUAACCAGGAGGAGAGGGAAGAUGGGCAAUGUAGCCAUUAUUACAAUGUGCUUUCCCAGCUACUAUCCAAACACGUUAACUAGAAACCAUCCAGCCUUGAAGAUGUUCUUGAAGCCUUCUUAAAGAGUGUAAUUUUCCGCAGUGGAGGAUCCUACUGUACAAUUAUUCAGUUUGAGCUGGGCACUGGUCCAAAGGACCACACAUGUUUGAGGAGAGCAAAGGCGGUAGAGAUCUGGCCAUGGUCACUUGUCCCAGUUCCUUUUCUUCGCACUUUGAACUAAACAUUCCUCAGUUAUGUUACAGAGCAAUGUAAGGCUAAAAGCCAGCAAUAAUUGAAGGUGAGUGCAAGAAGGUGAUGGGUGCAAUUUAGCAUUCGAUAUAGAGUAUCUUGAGAACUACUCCAAACAUGCACUUGGUGCAGUUCAACAUUCUUCAGUGCAAUAAGUGUACAAAAUGUUCAUUAAGAUUUGGGAAAUCGUUAAAUUCAUGGCUACCCCCAGACCAGGAGGGCUUGAACAGUGAUCCAGGGUAUAUGCCUGUUAUGCUGCAACAUGAAAAGUAUUAUUCUGUUUCUACACUUUAUUCCACUUGCUACAUCUCGUGAAGUAUUUUGUUAAUUUUACUUAAGUCCAGCAUCUUGUU